Molecule: messenger RNA, 1733 nt
Organism: Cygnus olor (mute swan)
Lineage: Eukaryota; Metazoa; Chordata; Aves; Anseriformes; Anatidae
Gene: EARS2
Product: glutamyl-tRNA synthetase 2, mitochondrial
Exons: 9
Coding region: 30-1550 (506 amino acids)
Biological process (GO): glutamyl-tRNA aminoacylation
Molecular function (GO): ATP binding; zinc ion binding; glutamate-tRNA ligase activity
Source: RefSeq, a predicted model, not a curated record
GCCGUGCUUGGCCGGGCGCGGGGGGCGGCAUGGCGCGGGCGCUGCGGGCGCUGGGCAGCGCGGCCGGGCCGGGGCCGGGGCCGGGGCCGCGGGUGCGGUUCGGGCCCAGCCCCACAGGUCGGCUGCACCUGGGCGGGCUGCGCACGGCGCUGUACAACUUCCUCUUCGCCAGGCAGCGGCGGGGCGCCUUCGUGCUGCGCCUGGAGGACACCGACCGGCAGCGGGCCCUGCCCGGCGCCGCCGACGGCAUCGAGGAGAUGCUCGAGUGGGCAGGUAUCGCCCCUGACGAAAGCCCUCGCCGCGGCGGUGCGUUCGGACCCUACCGGCAGUCGCAGAGACUCGACCUGUACAGACAGGCCUGCGAGGUGCUCUUGGAGCGAGGCGCGGCGUACCGCUGCUUCUGCACCCCGCAGCGCCUGGAGCUGCUGAAGAAGGAGGCGCUGCGGAACCAGCAAACCCCGCGAUACGACAACCGCUGCCGGCACCUGACGCCCAGAGAAGUGGCUGAGAAGCUGUCGCAGGGCCUUGACUGGGUGGUCCGCUUCCGGCUGGAGAAGGGCGUGGAGCCCUUCCAGGACCUGGUCUACGGCUGGAACAAGCACGAAGUGGCCGAGGUGGAAGGCGAUCCGGUGAUUCUUAAGGGGGACGGCUUCCCCACCUACCACCUGGCAAACGUGGUGGAUGACCACUACAUGGCCAUCAGCCACGUUCUGCGAGGAACCGAGUGGCUUACUUCAACAUCCAAGCACCUCCUUCUCUACAAAGCCUUUGGCUGGGAUCCCCCCCAGUUUGGUCACCUCCCGCUGCUUCUGAACAAAGACGGUGCUAAGCUGUCGAAAAGGCAGGGGGACGUCUUUCUGGAGCGCUUUGCUCGGGACGGCUACUUGCCAGAGGCUCUGCUGGACGUUGUCACCAGUUGCGGCUCUGGAUUUGCAGAGAAGCAGAUGGGGAGGACUUUGGAGGAGCUGAUCUCGCAGUUUGAAAUCGGCAGAAUUACAACCCAUUCCGCCUUACUGGAUCUUGAGAAACUCCCGGAAUUCAACAGGGUGCACCUCACUCGGCACAUCGAGAAUGAAGAGCUACGGCAGAAGCUAAUUCGGGAGCUGCAGUCGCUGGUGGAGCGUGUCUAUGGGGACCAAGAACUGGAUAAAGAGGUUCUAGAAAAGGAGUACGUGGAGCAAGUCCUCCUGAUGAGAAAAGGUCACGUAAGCCUCCUGAAGAACCUGGUGUCGUGUGACUAUGCUUACUUGUGGGUUAGGCCCUCAGUGUCCCGAGAGCAGCUCCAAACUAUUUCUGCAGAAGCAGAUGACGUAGGCAAACUAGUCUUAGGGCUUAUGACGAGACAAACAGCUGUUUUGACCAUGGAGGAGUUGAACAAAGACCUCAGAAACCUUCAGAAGCAAACCAGAGAGACUAAGUACAGCAGCAUGAUGAAGCUCCUUCGCCUGGCUCUCAGUGGACAACAGCACGGACCGAGCGUGGCUGAGAUGAUGGUGACGCUGGGACCCAGAGAAGUGUGUGGACGGAUACGCAAAGCGCUCUCCAGCUGAUACGGGACAAAUGACUGCGGGGGUUAACCCUGGAAUGCCGGUGGCGCAGGCACCGCCUGUCCUUGUCUUAGACCUGUACCUUGCGGUGACGGCACGACUGUCCUUGGUCGCGUGAGGGGGGCUUUGGACCGUGCGUGACGUUUGCGGGUCUGUACGUCCCCGCGCCAAGUGGAGCCGAACGCA